Messenger RNA from Sclerotinia borealis F-4128, 768 nucleotides. The record is from the annotation of a GenBank genome assembly. NCBI's taxonomy places the organism in Eukaryota, Fungi, Ascomycota, Leotiomycetes, Helotiales, Sclerotiniaceae.
AUGUCACCCAGAACAAUAAUCCUGACCGGAGCAAGCCGUGGCAUUGGUCUUGCUAUUGCUCAGAAACUCCUCAAGGAAAAACAUAAUGUGGUGCUUGUAGCUAGGACUGCAGGACCCAUGGAGGAAUUAAAGAGACAGUAUCCUGAGCAGGUGGAAGUUGUGGUGGGAGAUUUGAGUGAUUUUAAGAUAGGACCACAAGCCGUCAAAACCACCAUCGAACGAUUCUCCAGAAUCGAUGGUUUAAUCGUCAAUCAUGGGACUCUAACACCAGUAAAACGCAUAGCCGACAGCACACCCGAAGAAUGGCGCACGCUAUUCGACAUCAAUUUCUUCAGCGCCCUAGCAUUCAUAACCCCCUCUAUCCCGCACCUCCGCACCACGCAAGGCACCAUCCUCCUGACCUCCUCCGGAGCAGCCGCCUCCGCAUACAGCACCUGGGGACCCUACGGUUCCUCCAAAGCCGCGCUCAACCAUCUUGCGCAUACUCUUUCCGUCGAGGAACCACUGAUUACCACCCUAGCUAUCCGUCCCGGAGUGGUCGAUACCGAGAUGCAACGGGAGAUAAGGGGUUAUAGUACUAGUGGAGUCAUGGACCAAAAAGACGCAGCGAAAUUCAUCGGGUUGCACGAAGAAGGAAAAUUGUUGAAACCGGAACAACCUGGCGGUGUUAUGGCAGGGUUGGUUGUUGAUGAGAAGUUAAGGGAAGAGGGGUUCAGCGGGAGAUUCUUGAGUUGGGAUGAUAAGCUGUUAGAAAGGUAUCGAGAUUAA